Lasiosphaeria miniovina is the source of this 1806-nucleotide messenger RNA. RefSeq names its product major facilitator superfamily domain-containing protein. Gene Ontology annotation, biological process: transmembrane transport. Lineage: Eukaryota; Fungi; Ascomycota; Sordariomycetes; Sordariales; Lasiosphaeriaceae. The record is from RefSeq and is a predicted model, not a curated record. The transcript is spliced from 2 exons. Gene Ontology annotation, molecular function: transmembrane transporter activity. Gene Ontology annotation, cellular component: plasma membrane. The coding region runs from base 1 to 1806 and encodes 601 amino acids.
AUGAAGAACCCCUUCGUCCAGUACCGGACCCCCGCGGCGCCCGUCGUGGUCGCCGAUGUCGACGAGAAGAAAGCCAUCGACAAGGAGGCCGGAGCCCUCGAGGGCCAUGUUCAUUCCAGCCAGGACGGCGACGGCACCGACCGUCGCCAUGAGAGCGAUUCGGACGCCAUCUCGGCCACGGCACAGGAGGGCGUGCAGCGGGUCGAAGCCAUGACCAUGGUCUGGACCAAGAAGCAUGUCGCCAUCGCAUAUCUAACUAUCUGGCUCAUCUUCUUCGUCGAUGCCAUGCAGCAGGGUAUGGCCACUGCUUUGACCCCCUAUGUCACCAGCGAGUUCGCCCUCCACUCGCUCACGGCGACGACGGGCAUCAUAGCCUACUUGAUUGGCGGCCUCAUCAAGCUGCCCCUUGCUAAGGUGCUCGACAUUUGGGGCCGCCCUCAGGGUUUCAUCCUCAUGGUGGCCUGCCUCACGCUCGGCCUCAUCAUGAUGGCCGCUUGCCAGAACGUGCAGACGUACGCCGCCGCCCAGGUCUUCUACUGGGUCGGGUACAACGGCAUCAGCUACUCCAUCUCCGUCUUCAUCGCCGACACGUCUGCGCUCAAGAACCGAGCACUGAUGUUUGCCUUUGCCUCGUCGCCCUACAUCAUCACGGUCUGGGUCACCGGUCCGCUUGCCACGGCCUUCCUGGAAGGCCCCGGCUUCCGGUGGGGAUUCGGCGCGUUCGCCAUCAUCACCCCCGUCAUCUGCACCCCGCUCCUGUCGCUUUUCUACAUCAACUACAAGAAGGCACACGAGGCGGGCCUCAUUCCUGAGCGGGUGAGCAGAGGAAACUUCUGGCAGACGACGUGGUACUACAUUAUCCAGUUCGACCUGUUCGGCAUGCUCCUCAUCGCUGGCGGCCUGGCCCUGUUCCUCCUGUCGUUCAACAUCUACACCUACCAGACCCUGCUGUGGAAGGCCCCGCUCAUCAUCUGCUUCUUGAUCUUUGGUGGACUCCUGAUGAUCGCCUUUGUCUUCUAUGAGAAAUACGUCGCUCCCGUGACCUUCAUCCCGUACGAGCUGUUGAUGGACCGCACCGUCCUGAGCGCGUGCAUCCUCUCAGCGGCCCUGUUCGUGUCCUUCUACAUCUGGGACAGCUAUUUCUACUCGCUCUUGCAGGUCGUCUACGGCCUCAGCGUGACACACUCGAGCUACAUUGUCAACAUCUACAGCAUCGGCUCGUGCUUCUGGUCGCUGGUAGUCGGCGCGCUGAUCCGCUACACGGGCCGCUUCAAGUGGAUCGCCGUCUACUUUGGCGUGCCCGUGACGAUCCUCGGCGUCGGCCUGAUGAUUAACUUCCGCCAGCCCGACGUCAACAUAGGCUACGUCAUCAUGUGCCAGAUCUUCAUUGCUCUGUCGGGCGGCGCUCUCGUCAUCUGCGAGCAGAUGGCCGUCAUGGCCGUCACUUCGCACCAGUACAUCGCGGUGGUGCUAGCCAUCGAGGCCAUGUUCGCCAGCAUCGGCGGUGCCAUCGGCUCCACCAUUGCCGGCGCCAUCUGGCAGGGCGUCUUUCCCAAGCGCCUAUACGAGUACCUGCCGGCCGAGUCCAAGGACGACUACGCCGCCAUCUACGGCUCCAUCACGGUGCAGAUGUCGUACCCCUUCGGCUCCGACACGCGCCACGCUAUCAACCAAGCGUACGGCGACUCGCAGAAGUACAUGCUGAUUGCCGCGACGGCCGUCCAGGCCGUCUCGGUCGUGUGCGUCCUGCUCUGGCGCGACGUCAAGGUCAAGGAUUUCAAGCAGGUCAAGGGCGUGGUGGUUUGA